Messenger RNA from Letharia columbiana, 951 nucleotides. RefSeq lists its product as uncharacterized. The transcript has 2 exons. Bases 1 to 951 code for a protein of 316 amino acids. NCBI's taxonomy places the organism in Eukaryota, Fungi, Ascomycota, Lecanoromycetes, Lecanorales, Parmeliaceae. The record is from RefSeq and is a predicted model, not a curated record.
AUGAUGGCAGAAGCCGCUGAUGGAGAUGACUCAUACUCCAAAUCCACAGGCCCCAAUGUUCAGGACGAUUCCAAUAUAAGGAUAGAGAGUUCGGAGACAGCUCGUCUUUUUCGUAGUUUGUGGAGCAAUAUUACAGAUGACAAUGCCCUUACUCUUUAUGGCUUCCGAAGGUUCAGAACGACUCAUCUACUCAAUCUACGACUCUUAGAGACUGAGAUCGACAAACUUGAUCACCAGGUCUAUCAAGCUGGACUGAGUCUGGGUCUUCCAACGACAAGCGGAGAUAAGUUGGGGUUGAAGCACAGCAAGAGAGAUAGACAUGCACCAAGCCCGGAGGCAGUCCUCAAUCCUCAGCUUGUGUCGAAGCUACGCCAGCUUCUGAAAGAGUACGAUGAAGGAUUAGUCUCAUUCAAUCAGAUCAUGAUGAUGGAGACCUUUGCUUUGGCGGACAACAGCUGGCAAGCUAGCCUUCGAAGUGACAACCAAAACCCCUACGAGAUGUACAAAACGCGGCUCGUACGCGUUGACACGGUCAGUCGAAGCCGCUCAGGUGAUCUUCUUCGGCGCAGUUUGCGAAAAUACUUGCGGGCUUUCUGGUUCUUUAUUCGCUUUCGAGGACAACACGCCUACCAAAAGCGCAGCGCUUACUUUUCGCCCACCGAGCUGGAAUCCAACCUCAAACGAUCUUAUCAGAAUACCAGCCGACUCGCAGAUAUUAUUACCCGGUUUUUGAUUGCGCUGAUAGCGGGUGCUUUUCUUGUGACACCGCUGGCAAUUCUUUCGCAUCAGUCAACCGUUAUAGCACAUCUGGUCACUAUAUCCGUUUGUAUUGUUUUGUUUUCUCUGCUUGUGUCGCUUCUAACCAGGGCCUCGAACGAAGAAACGAUGGUGGCUUCUGCGGCGUAUGCGGCUGUGCUAUCAGUGUUCUUCUCUAACAAUUCGGGUUCAUGA